Jatropha curcas is the source of this 1901-nucleotide messenger RNA. RefSeq names its product protein DETOXIFICATION 40. Gene Ontology annotation, cellular component: membrane. Gene Ontology annotation, biological process: xenobiotic detoxification by transmembrane export across the plasma membrane. Gene Ontology annotation, molecular function: xenobiotic transmembrane transporter activity; antiporter activity. NCBI's taxonomy places the organism in Eukaryota, Viridiplantae, Streptophyta, Magnoliopsida, Malpighiales, Euphorbiaceae. The record is from RefSeq and is a predicted model, not a curated record.
UGAUUUUGGCGUAAACCAUAUUUUUUUCUUUAUGUAUUGAUCCAGAAAAAUAAAAAUAAAAAUAAAAUGAAAGGAUCGCACUAAAUUAUAGAUCGUUUUAUCUCAUCUUUUUUACAACCAACCACGCCAUUCUCCUUUUAUAUACAACCAUCAUUAAUCUGAAGUGUUCAAUAAUUUAUUUAUAAAGGAAAAGAGAGAGAAAUUCUCAACAUACAGAAAGAUCAACCAUAUGGCCAAUAAUCAAAAUUCAUUGCUUCGCAAGCACUCGCCACCGCCAGUGAGCUCUGAACUGGAAGAUAUAUUGUCUAACAUGGAGUUAUCAUAUUCUCAGCGACUCAAAAGUGCAGUUCUGGUAGAGCUAAAAACACUAUUUCUAUUAGCAGGCCCCGCUGUUAUUGUUUACUUGCUAAAUAAUGUGGUUUCCAUGUCCACCCAAAUAUUCUGCGGCCAUCUUGGAAAUCUUGAGCUUGCUGCUGCCUCUCUCGGCAAUACUGGAAUUCAAGUUUUCGCUUAUGGUCUUAUGCUAGGAAUGGGCAGUGCAGUGGAGACACUAUGUGGGCAAGCUUACGGGGCACACAAGUAUGAGAUGCUAGGCGUUUAUCUUCAAAGAUCAACAGUUAUCCUCACUGCGGCUGGAAUUCCACUUACGCUUAUAUACGCCUUCUCUAAGCAAAUCUUGCUAUUAUUAGGUGAAUCUAAAGAAAUUGCAGCACAAGCUGCAGUUUUUGUCUAUGGUCUUAUUCCACAGAUUUAUGCUUACGCAGCAAAUUUCCCAAUCCAAAAGUUUCUACAAGCACAGAGCAUAGUUUUUCCUAGUGCAUAUAUAGCAGCUGGAACGCUUGUGGUUCACCUCGUAAUGAGUUGGCUUGCUAUUUAUAAACUGGGUUGGGGUCUGUUAGGUGCAUCGCUAGUUUUGAGUUUGUCUUGGUGGAUUAUAGUGAUAGCUCAGUUUCUGUAUAUAGUGACAAGCUCAAAGUGCAAGCGAACAUGGACUGGGUUCACUCGGCAAGCUUUUUCUGGGCUCUGGGAUUUCUUGAAGCUGUCUAUUGCGUCAGCUAUAAUGUUGUGUCUUGAAACUUGGUACUAUCAAAUAAUAGUUCUGAUUGCUGGGUUGCUCGAAAAUGCUGAAAUCACUUUGGACUCCCUCUCCAUCUGCAUGACAAUAUCUGGAUGGGUGUUCAUGAUUUCAGUAGGCUUCAACGCAGCAGCAAGUGUGAGGGUAAGCAAUGAGCUAGGAGCAGGACAUCCAAGAUCAGCAUCAUUUGCUGUUGUAAUAGUAACAUUAAGCUCGUUGGUAAUUGCAUUGAUAUUUGCUAUUUUGGUGCUUAUAUUCCGCAAUUACUUGAGCUAUAUCUUCACCAGCGGUACAACAGUGUCCAAAGCCGUAGCUCAACUCUCUCCUUUCCUUGCCCUUUCUAUCUUGCUAAAUGGAAUCCAACCUGUUUUAUCAGGAGUGGCAGUUGGAUGUGGAUGGCAAGCCUUUGUUGCUUAUGUUAACGUAGGAUGCUACUAUUUUGUGGGUAUACCUCUGGGUUGCGUUCUUGGCUUCACCUUGGAUUUUGGUGCAAGGGGAAUAUGGUCUGGGAUGUUAGGAGGUACUAUUAUUCAAACAGCCAUUUUACUUUGGGUUACAUUUCGGACAGAUUGGAAUAAUGAGGUUGAGAAAGCACAGGAUCGUUUGGAAAGAUGGGAUGAUGUUACAGAGCCACUUGUUAUGGACUAAAAUGAGUAGCAUUUCUUUUUGCUUUUGAUUAAUUUGUGCCUUUUUGCAAAAUGAAUCUAUACCCAAAUAUUUAUCUUAAACCCUAAUUAAUCCAAUUCCCUAAUCAAUCAUAACAUUGCAUCGAUCAAGGAGAAUCAGAUUUCAGACAGAAUCUCACUUUUUUUUUUUUUUUUUUUUU